This is a messenger RNA of Oncorhynchus kisutch (coho salmon), 5893 nucleotides long. RefSeq names its product coagulation factor VIII. The transcript has 26 exons. Gene Ontology annotation, molecular function: oxidoreductase activity; signaling receptor activity; copper ion binding. The record is from RefSeq and is a predicted model, not a curated record. Gene Ontology annotation, cellular component: plasma membrane. Lineage: Eukaryota; Metazoa; Chordata; Actinopteri; Salmoniformes; Salmonidae. The coding region runs from base 195 to 5426 and encodes 1743 amino acids.
UCUCACUCCCCCCUCACAUUUAUACACACUCUGUCUUUCUCUACCUGUGACUAUCUCUCUGGUUAGGAACUUUCCCUUUAAAUAUCCCCCCUAACGGAAAAUAACGGUAGUAAGUUGCCUGCUACGGUCCGGGUAUCUGACUUCUCGACCACCAGUGAAUUGACGUUCAGUCAGACAGGUGCGUGUGCCUUGCGAUGAGAACGCUGUUGAUAUCCCUCCUCUGCGUCCUCAGCGGGGUGGAAGAGACCUUGGCCGUACCUUCCACGAGAGAGUUCUAUAUCGCCGCGGUUGAGAUCGGUUGGGACUAUCUCUAUUGGGGCAGCGCUGACCCCGUAUCAGAACAAAGGAGGAGGACCAAGGAACCCACUCAGAAAUACAUAAAAGCUGUUUAUAGAGAAUACACUGAUUCCACAUAUUCAGUCCCCAAGCCUACACCAACAUGGGCAGGUAUCCAGGGUCCGGUGAUCCAUGCCCAGGCCAGUGACAGGGUGGUGGUGCACUUUAAGAACCUGGCGUCCCAGCCCUACAGUAUCAGCCCUGUGGGGGUCAGCUACUGGAAACAGUCUGAGGGGGCCGGAUACGAUGACGCCACGUCAAGCCAGGAGAAGGAGGAUGAUGCUGUCGCUCCAGGAGGAUACUACAAGUACGUCUGGGACAUCAAUCCUAAUGACGGUCCGACCUUGGGAGACCCAGAAUGCCUCACCUACUCCUACUCCUCCCAGGUGGACACUGUACAGGACUUCAACUCUGGGCUCAUCGGGGCUCUGCUCAUCUGCAAAUCAACUGCAUUUACAGAUAAUGGAGUUCGGAAAAGCAGAGAGUUUAUUCUGCUCUUUGCUGUUUUCGAUGAGAGUAAGAGCUGGUACGGAGAGGUGGGGAGUUUCCGGGAAAGAUUUAAGAAGGCCAGUGCAAGAAAACAGUACCACACUAUCAAUGGAUACGUCAACUCAACUUUACCAGGUCUGACGAUGUGCCAGGGACGAGACCAUGUGUUCUGGCAUCUCAUUGGAAUGGAAACGUCUCCAGAGAUCCACUCUAUACAGUUUCAGGAUCACACUCUGCAGGUGAUGGCCCACCGUAAGGUUACUGUGGAGAUGACCCCUAUGACCUUUACCACAGCGGAGAUGAAGCCCAGCACUCAGGGGAAGUUCCUCAUCAGCUGUCAGAUCCAAGAACACCGCCACGCGGGUAUGAGUGCAUUCUUUAAGGUAGAGGACUGCCCAGAGCCUGUGACGGUGCCCGGUCCUGACGUGCGUCAGGUCCAGCAGUCUGAGGAUAAGGAGGACUAUGAAUAUGGAGAUGACAUGUUUGAGACCUUUGUGUUUAAGCCUGGGAAAGAUCAGGCUGUGGGGCGCUCCCGAGGGGGGAAGAUCAAAAUCUGGCUCCAUUACAUCGCUGCUGAGGAGAUCAUCUGGGAUUAUGCACCCCACCUCAGCCAGGGAGACAGUCAACUGUUAUCGGAAUACUUUCCCAGGGGGCCUCAUCAGCUGGGUCAUGAAUAUAAGAAGGUGGUGUAUGUAGAAUACACUGACCAGACCUUCACCACGAGGAAAUCACCUGUUAAAAGACUGCUGGGACCACUGCUCAGAGGACAGGUGGACGAACACUUCCAAAUAGUGUUCAAGAACCUAGCAAGUCGUCCUUUCAACAUUUAUCCAAACGGCCUCACCAAGAUUUCUCCACUGCGUAAAACAGGGAAUGAGGGUGAAAAGGACCUUCGUUCACUGGCUGUACCCCCCAAUGGGACAUAUGGGUACAUGUGGAAACUAACAGCAGAGGACGGGCCCCUGGAGAGAGACCCACAGUGUCUGACCCGUCUGUACCAGAGUACCAUCAACCCUGAGAGAGACGUGGCCACUGGCCUCGUAGGACCCCUCCUCAUCUGCAAGAAGGACUCCAUGGACACCAGGGGGCGGCUGGUGGGCCCAGAUAAAGUGAAGCAGUUGAUGUUCGCUGUGUUUGAUGAAAACAAGAGUUGGAACAUCAAUGACAACAUUCAGAAGUACAGCAGAGACCCCUCCAUGGUCAACCCUACAGACCCUGACUUCUACAACUCCAAUGUCAUCUACAAUGUGAACGGGAUAAUGUUCAACGGGCAGAUGAUCCAGGUGUGUAAGGAUGACGUGACCUUCUGGCACCUGGCCAACGUGGGGACACAGAGCGACUUCCUGUCCGUCUACUUCACAGGAAACCCGUUCAUGAGGGACAAUGUGUAUGAGUCCGUUCUCACACUCUUCCCAAUGUCUGGGGAGACUGUUACCAUGGAGACCGAGCUAAUUGGUGAGUGGGAGAUCAGUGCUUUCGACAGUAGCCUGAAGAGCCUUGGCAUGAGCGCCCGCUACUCCGUCCUGUCUUGUAACAUUGACCUGCUUGUGGACAACGAGGACCUAGAGUACGGCCUGGAGGACGUUCUGCCUGAUUACGUAGACCAGUUUUUCAAACCGAGAUCCCUCCGCCCCCGGCUACAGAACAGGACCGUAGCCGUCAGAGUCUGCAAGAAGCAACCCGGUUUAAACCAGAACACAACAACACCGAAAACAAGAAAUUACACAGAUAACGAAGUCUCCAUCGGAGAAUCUGGGGACCACGGGUCUGAUAACAAUGUCACAUUUAAGGCAGAGGACCAGAGGUCAAUCUGUGAGGUCAGGUAUGUGACCGUGUUGUCUGCUGACGAGGAGGGCAACCUGCUCUCCCAGGGAGGGAUCCCCACAGACGUUCUGAAGCAACUGGAGAAGGACGGAGAGUGGAAGGCUUCAGAGACCCAGGAGGGAGGGGGUCUGGGUGGGGAGCAGGGGGGGAAGAGACAAAGACGCCAGGCCAGGGUAGAAGGAGGAGAGGAUGGGGAGGAGGUAGAGGAGGGAGGUCUGGGCAGGGAGCAGGGGGGGAAUGGAAGACAGAGACGCCAGGCCAGUUUGGAGGGUGGAGAGAGCAACAAGCUAGCGGAGAACUGUGAGGAGGAGGUGCUGAAGGAGUGGAAGGGUCGGGUAUAUGGGGAGGCGCUGGAGCAGGAGCAGAGAGAAGAGCAGAAGGUGGAGGUGUUGGAUCAGCAGGAGGAGCAGGGACAAAAGGGGGAGUUGGAUCGAGAUUCACAUCCUCUAAGCACAUAUCACACAGAUAAGGACCCUCUAUUCUUGGAGUUAGAUGGAUGGAGGGAUCUAGACCCUCUGAAAAACACUUUGAAAGCGCUCCCGGAUCAGCUGAAGGUGCAGCAACAGAGGGAGGAGCAGAAAGCUGGGGAGGUGCAUCCCCUAAACAACAACCCUCACACAGAUCCAGACACCCCUCUACUGGAUUUGUUGGAUCUAGACUUCUCCAAUGUCUCCAAUGACAAUGAGACGGCUCCCAGGAACGCAGUGUCUCUGGAGUAUGAUGACUAUAGUGAGAAGGACACUGGGACAACCUACAUGGGGACAGAGGACAACCUGGACCUGAGGACCACAGAUGGACAUUACCGCAGCUACUACAUCGCUGCACAGGAGAUCACAUGGGACUAUGGGAUCAGGAAACCACAUCAGCUCAUAAAAACAAGAGAGAGGCGUAGGGGAAUGAGGAAGUUCCUGAUGGAAUAUAAGAAGGUGGUGUUCAGGGCCUACAGUGAGAGAGACUUCCAGAUCCCUGUCACCAGAGGAGAGCUGCAGGAACAUCUUGGACUCAUGGGUCCUAUCAUUAAAGCUGAGAUCAACGACCUCCUUACCGUGACCUUCAAGAACAUGGCGUCCAGGCCGUACUCCCUGCACCUCCAUGGAGUGUAUGAUAAGACCCAGGGUGAUGGAUGGACCCAGACCCAGUGGGGGUCCUCCAGGGCUGGGGUGGCGGGGGUCCCUGGGGAGGCGGUCCAGCCUGGGGAGGUCAGGGUCUACACCUGGAGGAUCACCAGGAAGCAGGGGCCCACCGCUGCAGAGUUUGACUGUAAGGCCGGGGCCUACUACUCUACACAGAAUAAGGUGAAGGACCUCCACUCCGGUCUGAUUGGCCCCUUAGUAAUCUGUAAACCAGGCACCCUCCACCCCCAACUGAACCUACAGCCCAACCUACAGGAGUACGCCCUCCUCUUCCACACCUUCGACGAGACCAAGAGCUGGUACCUGGACGAGAACAUCCGUCAGUACUGCAUCCCGCCCUGCCAGGCCCGGAGAGAUGACCCCUGGUUUCAGCUCAGCAACAAGUUUGCAGCGAUAAACGGCUACGUGGCAGAGACACUUCCUGGUCUGAUGGUUGGCCAGCACCAGCAAGUCAGGUGGCACCUGCUGAACGUCGGGGGCGACGGGGAGUAUCACACCGCCCACUUCCACGGUCUGCCCUUCAGCAUUCACAAGGAGCAGGAGCAUCGCAUGGGGGUGUACAACCUCUAUCCUGGUGUGUUUGGCACAGUGGAGAUGAGGCCGGCCACAGUGGGGACCUGGAUGGUGGAGUGUACAGUAGGAGAGCACCAGCUAGCCGGCAUGAGGGCUAAACUACUGGUCUACAACCCACGAUGCAUCCAGCCUCUGGGGUUGAGGUCAGGAAGAAUAGACGAUUCCCAGAUCACGGCAUCAGACCACAUAGGUAACUGGGAGGCCAGGCUGGCGAGGCUGGAGCUAUCUGGUUCUGUCAACGCCUGGAUGGGCACGAAUCAGAAAUCAUGGAUCCAGGUGGACCUCCAGAGACCCACUCUGCUCCAUGGGAUUCAGACCCAGGGUGCCAGAGCCUCUCUGGGCCUGAAGGACUACUUCAUCGUGCACUUCACCCUCUCCUACAGCUUAGACCAGGAGACCUGGACUAACUACAAGGGGAACAGCACCACGCCAUCUUAUAUAUUUAACGGUAACCUGGAUGGCUCAAAGGUGAAGGAGAACCAUCUGUUUCCCCCAAUCCUCGGGCGCUACAUCAGACUGCAGCCUGUCACCAUCCAGAGGAACCCUGCUCUUCGCAUGGAGCUACUGGGCUGUGACCUCAACAGCUGCUCCUUCCCCCUGGGUCUCCAAAGGAGGUUGGUCCCAGACAGCAGCUUCCGAGCCUCCUCCUUCCUGCAGACCUGGAGGCUCUCUUGGAGCCCCGCCCUCGCACGCCUCCGCCAGGACGGCAGCGCCAACGCAUGGCGCCCCAAGGUCAAUAACCCCCAUGAGUGGCUGCAGGUGGACUUCCUGGUUAUGAAACGCAUCACAGGGGUUGUGACUCAGGGGGCGUGGUCUAUUCUGACUCAAAUGAUGGUGACAGAGUUCUCCGUAACCAUUAGCGAUGAAGGUCACUCCUGGUCCAACGUGGUUGACGAGGAAUCGCAAAGAGAGAAGAUGUUCUUGGGGAACAGUGAGCCAGAUGAGGAGAUGCUGAACCUCUUUGAUCCUCCUCUGUUUGCCCGCUUCAUACGGAUCCACCCCAGAGGCUGGGUCAACGACAUAGCCCUGCGCUUGGAGUUCGUGGGCUGUGACACCCAGCAGCGUCUCUGAGAAACAGAGACAGGGCAGGGGACCCCACUGUGCAGCUCCACACUCAGGCCCACCUCAUCGUCAUCUCUUCCCUAGAGAAUAUUUAAUGAGCAUAUCAGUGAUGUAAUGAUCAUGAAAUAGUCAUGUCAUUGAUGAACAGAGUAAGUGAAUGUAGGUAAAAGGUUUGUUUAGCUAGGUUCACGGUCAUAUAUGAUAUUAUUUAGAUGAUAUAAUGUUGUAACUGUCUAUUGAUGAGCUUCAGCUGAGAACAGUUUUGUCUCAUUUACAAUGUAUACUGCUACUAACACUAUGACUUCUGACAUUCCAGCUGUGAUCAACCACAUGUAAAUAGUACAAUAUAAUUAUUAUUUUCUGUCUGGAUGGAUGUAUGCACAGUAUACUGUAUAGUACUGUACAUGCAAUAUAUCAUAUGCACUGAGGGGAGAGGGACUGAGUUUAUAUUGUUAAAUAAACAGAGGUCACUGUUG